UGAGGCAAAUUAAUGCCUGCGGAAUAUGCACACACAGUUAUCGGAUAGCCACCGAGAUUUAGUCCUUUUUCUACCAUUUCCAGACGUUUGUUUAUUUGUGCAGCGCCGUACCGGCAUAUGGCUUUAGACAUCAUCUGAACGAAGCGAAAUCUGAAGUUUUUUUGGAAUGGAGGAAUGCGAAAAUGACCCGAGAACUCGGACGUUGGACGUGACACUGCAGGGCGGCGCGCCCUGGGGCUUUUCCGUGAAAGGCGGGUCGGAGCACCGGUGUCCGCUCACCAUCGCCCGGAUUGAGCCCGGAGGUAAGGCCAGCCAAUCAGGAGCCUUGCAGGUUGAUGACAUCAUCCUGAGCAUCAACAGCGUGGAGUGUGAGGCCCACACCGAGGCAAUCCAAUUGGUCAAGGGCUCCCCGGACACACUGCAGCUCAUCAUCCAAAGGUUUGUCGGACCGUCGGUCCAUUUGUCUGGUUGUUAGUUUGU
Molecule: messenger RNA, 480 nt
Organism: Patiria miniata (bat star)
Lineage: Eukaryota; Metazoa; Echinodermata; Asteroidea; Valvatida; Asterinidae
Product: protein Shroom2-like
Exons: 2
Coding region: 167-475 (102 amino acids)
Biological process (GO): actin filament organization
Cellular component (GO): adherens junction; apical junction complex; apical plasma membrane
Molecular function (GO): actin filament binding
Source: RefSeq, a predicted model, not a curated record